AUGCGCACGACAGCCCGACCAGCUCGGCGUGGUGACGCCAGCGCGGCUCGAGGACGGGGCGGGGCCAGGGCGGACCUCCGCGCUCCUCCCGGGCUUUCUUCCGCGGGCCGGCCCCCGCCCCGCCUCAGCAUCUGGUUCAGCCGACCUAGUGUGUUAAUUGUAACCUACAAGGAAUCCGCAAAAUCAUCUUCUCAGUUCGGAUCCUACAAGCAGGCUGAAUGGAGACCAGACAGUACUAUGAUAGCUGUGUCAACAGCAAAUGGCUACAUCUUGUUUUUUCAUAUUACAUCUACAAGAGGAGACAAGUAUAUUUAUGAGCCAGUGUAUCCCAAAGGAAGUCCACAAAUGAAGGGGAUACCUCAUUUUAAGGAAGAACAGUGUGCUCCAGCAUUAAAUUUAGAGAUGAAGAAAAUACUGGAUUUGCAAGCACCCAUCAUGAGUUUGCAGUCUGUCCUGGAAGAUCUCCUCGUUGCUACCUCUGAUGGACUUCUUCAUCUUAUUCACUGGGAAGGAAUGACAAAUGGAAGGAAAGCCAUUAAUCUUUGUACAGUGCCCUUUUCAGUAGAUCUGCAAUCAUCUAGAGGUUCAUUCCUGGGCUUUACAGAUGUACACAUCAGAGACAUGGAAUAUUGUGCCACACUUGAUGGCUUUGCUGUUGUAUUUAAUGAUGGUAAAGUUGGAUUUAUCACACCAGUAUCAAGUAGAUUUACUGCAGAGCAGCUUCAUGGAGUUUGGCCACAAGAUGUUAUUGAUGGAACAUGUGUUGCAGUAAACAACAAGUAUCGACUAAUGGCAUUUGGUUGUGCAAGUGGUUCUGUGCAAGUGUAUACUAUAGACAACACCACUGGAGCCAUGCUGCUAUCUCAUAAAUUAGAGCUAACAGCAAAACAGUAUCCUGACAUAUGGAACAAAACAGGAGCUGUUAAACUGAUCAAAUGGUCUCCUGACAAUAGUGUUGUAAUAGUGACUUGGGAAUAUGGAGGCCUUUCUUUAUGGAGCGUUUUUGGAGCCCAGCUGAUUUGUACACUUGGAGGAGAUUUUGCUUAUAGAUCCGAUGGUACCAAAAAAGAUCCUCUUAAAAUCAACUCUAUGAGCUGGGGUGCAGAAGGCUAUCAUCUUUGGGUCAUCAGUGGAUUUGGCUCUCAAAACUCUGAAAUUGAGUCUGACCUCAGGAACAUAGUUAAACAGCCCAACAUUCUCCUAUUUCAGUUUAUCAAAAGUGUGCUCACUGUAAAUCCUUGCAUGAGUAAUCAAGAACAGGUGUUGCUUCAGGGGGAGGAUCGCUUGUAUCUGAAUUGUGGAGAAGCCUCACAAACCCAGAAUCCCAGGAAUUCUUCAGCACACUCUGAGCAUAAGCUAAGUCGGGAAAAGAGCCUAUUUGCAGAUGGAGGAUUAGAAUCUCAGGGUUUAAGCACUUUACUUGGACAUCGGCAUUGGCAUGUUGUACAAAUUUCCAGCACCUAUCUAGAGAGCAAUUGGCCUAUACGGUUUUCAGCUAUUGAUAAGCUUGGACAGAAUAUUGCUGUGGUUGGCAAGUUUGGUUUUGCACAUUACUCUUUACUCACCAAAAAAUGGAAGCUUUUUGGAAACAUUACCCAGGAGCAAAAUAUGAUUGUGACAGGUGGCUUAGCCUGGUGGAAUGAUUUUAUUGUCCUUGCAUGUUAUAACAUAAGUGACCGUCAAGAAGAGCUCAGAGUAUACUUACGAACUUCAAAUCUGGACAAUGCCUUCGCUCAUGUCACCAAAGCACAAACAGAAACAUUAUUGCUUAGUGUCUUCCGGGAUAUGGUAAUAGUAUUUAGAGCAGACUGUUCAAUAUGCCUUUACAGUAUUGAAAGAAAAUCUGAUGGUUUAAAUACUAUAGCUGGCAUUCAAGUUCUUCAGGAGGUCUCCAUGUCACGCUACAUUCCUCACCCUUUCCUGGUAGUAUCUGUUACUCUGACAUCAGUGAGUACAGAAAAUGGAAUCACCCUGAAAAUGCCACAACAGGUUCGUGAUGCAGAGAGCAUUAUGCUAAACCUUGCAGGACAGCUCAUCAUGAUGCAGAGGGACAGGUCAGGCCCUCAAAUCCGAGAGAAGGACAGUAACCCUAACCAAAGGAAACUUCUGCCAUUCUGUCCUCCUGUUGUAUUAGCCCAGUCUGUUGAAAAUGUUUGGACUACGUGUCGAGCAAAUAAACAAAAACGUCACCUUCUGGAGGCUCUCUGGCUGAGCUGUGGUGGUGCGGGAAUGAAAGUUUGGCUCCCUCUCUUCCCUAGGGAUCAUCGCAAGCCCCAUUCCUUCUUGUCCCAGCGGAUCAUGCUGCCUUUUCACAUCAAUAUUUAUCCCCUGGCUGUUCUCUUCGAAGAUGCAUUAGUCCUUGGUGCUGUCAAUGACACUUUACUGUAUGAUUCUUUGUAUACUCGGAACAGUGCUAGAGAACAGCUGGAGGUGCUCUUCCCUUUCUGUGUUGUGGAGAGAACCUCUCAGAUCUACCUCCACCACAUUCUGCGUCAGCUUCUGGUCAGGAACCUUGGGGAACAAGCCUUGCUCUUGGCCCAGUCCUGUGCCACAUUACCUUACUUUCCUCACGUGCUGGAGCUCAUGCUCCACGAAGUACUAGAAGAAGAAGCUACCUCACGGGAGCCAAUUCCCGAUCCUCUGCUUCCCACUGUGGCAAAAUUUAUCACCGAGUUCCCCCUCUUCCUGCAGACAGUUGUCCAUUGUGCUAGGAAGACUGAAUAUGCCCUGUGGAAUUACCUUUUUGCAGCUGUUGGCAACCCCAAGGACUUAUUUGAGGAAUGUUUGAUGGCUCAGGAUUUGGACACAGCUGCCUCCUAUCUUAUUAUCUUACAGAACAUGGAAGUUCCAGCAGUCAGUAGGCAACAUGCCACCCUUUUGUUCAACACAGCACUGGAACAAGGCAAAUGGGACCUUUGUCGACACAUGAUUCGAUUUCUUAAAGCCAUUGGCUCUGGAGAAUCUGAGACACCUCCAUCCACACCUACAGCUCAGGAACCCAGUUCAAGUGGUGGUUUUGAGUUCUUCAGGAAUCGAAGCAUCAGUUUAUCCCAGUCAGCUGAAAGUGUUCCUCCUAGUAAAUUCAACUUACAGAAAACACUAAGUAUGCCAUCUGGUCCUUCUGGAAAAAGAUGGAGCAAAGAUAGUGACUGCGCUGAGAACAUGUAUAUUGACAUGAUGCUCUGGAGACAUGCUCGGCGCCUUUUAGAAGAUGUUCGGUUAAAGGACCUCGGCUGCUUUGCAGCCCAGCUGGGCUUUGAACUAAUUAGUUGGCUGUGCAAGGAACGCACCCGAGCUGCCCGGGUAGACAACUUUGUGAUAGCUCUGAAGAGACUCCACAAAGAUUUUCUGUGGCCACUUCCCAUUAUCCCAGCCUCUUCUAUCAGUUCUCCUUUCAAAAAUGGAAAAUACCGAACAGUGGGAGAGCAACUGUUAAAGUCACAGUCAGCUGACCCUUUUUUAAACCUCGAGAUGGAUGUUGGCAUCUCUAAUCUCCAACGAAGUCGGAGCUGGCUCAGCAACAUUGGCCCCACCCAUCAAGAUAUAGACACAACUUCAUCCCAUGGUCCACAAAUGCAAGAUGCCUUCUUGUCACCUUUAUCUAAUAAAGGUGAUGAAUGUAGUAUUGGUUCAGCCACAGACCUGACUGAAAGUAGCUCCAUGGUGGAUGGGGACUGGACCAUGGUGGAUGAAAAUUUCUCCACACUCAGUUUAACUCAGUCAGAACUCGAGCACAUCUCCAUGGAGUUGGCAAGUAAAGGGCCUCACAAAUCCCAGGUCCAGCUUCGGUAUCUGCUACACAUUUUCAUGGAGGCAGGAUGUUUGGACUGGUGCAUUGUAAUAGGCCUGAUUCUUAGAGAAUCCUCAAUAAUCAAUCAAAUUCUGGUUAUUGCACAGUCUUCAGAGGUAGAUGGAGAGAUGUUACAGAACAUAAAGACAGGGCUACAUGCAGUGGACCGAUGGGCCUCUACAGAUUGUCCUGGAUAUAAGCCAUUUUUAAACAUCAUCAAGCCACAACUGCAGAAGCUCAGUGAGAUAACAGAAGAGCAGGUCAAGCCUGAUGCCUUCCAGCCGGUAACUGUGGGUAAGGCUCCUGAACAGACUGGUACCCGGGCAGAGGAAAGCAGGAGCUCUUCCAGCCACGGCAGCAUCCCCCAGGGUGAGGUUGGGAGUAGCAGUAUGGUUAGUCGGAAAGAAGAGGACACAGCCCGAACAGAGGAAGAAGAACCCUUUCAGGAUGGGACCUAUGACUGUUCUGUGUCCUAACAAUGAGGUGCCAUCAUCAUGGGCAGUAUUAAUUAGCAGCAUGUAGCUGAGGACACUGUGACCUAGUUGGAUGGUUUCACAGGGAGAGGACUCAGCUCUGAGACUAUUUGGUAAAGUAUUAUUAUUAAAUUUUAACUAACUCUUCUAAGACAUAUCUUUGACUCCAUAAAAAUGUGGUAUCAAAUAAAGCAUCUUUCAUAAAAACCCUUUUAAGCUGCAGUGAAAAGUAAUAAAAGAUAUUAAUAAUAUUGUAUAGAUGUACAUGAGAACAUGUUGGUUAUAUUCAAAGGUUGGUAGCUCUAACAUAAGGAUUACUUUGCCCCAGUAAGCUUUUUCACUACUUAUAGCUUUUUACCUGUUUUCUGGUUCAGCGUAUGUCCAGACUGCUUUUUAAAAAAUUAAUGUGACGGUGCUUGCUCUAGUUUAUCAGGUACUUGAGCUACCUGUUUGCUCCCUUGGAUAAAAGCUCUUGGGACACUUGAGCUUCCUGAAUAGAUGCCUGUCCUGGCACAGUGUGUGCCAGUGUGGUAAAGAUGUUCUCCUUGGCUUUCCUGGCCUAUUAAAUCCCAGCCUUGCAUUGAUGGAAGCCAUUACCUAUGAGCUGAUGUGCCCGUUUUAGAAAGCUUGAUUUUAUUGGAUCACUGUGGGCAGAGGUCUUGAGGGGUCCUUAUCAAUUACGCUAUUAGAUACCACUAAAUAUUUUGUAUCAAAGAACUAUAUCUUUUUGUGAAUACUGUUGUGUAAAUAUACUCAAAGACAUUCUUCAUAUUUUUAAGGCUUGUAUUAUAAUUUGUAAGGUUUUAUGCUGAAUUCUGCAUGACUAUAGAUACUCACUCUUGGGAUAAAGACAGGGCUGGCUCUUUUCAGAAAUCAGUCUUCAUCUAGGAGACAGGUUUAUUGGCUCAGUGAUAAAGUAUCUGAAAUGGUCAUAUGGAUCAUGAAAUGGAACAGGUUUUGUGCAAAUUAAUGUAGUUUCUUAUUUAUUGCUUUUGUAAAUUGGAUAAAAUGGACUUUAUGUAAAUAGAUUGCUGAAUCCUAUAUGAUCACGGCUACUAAAAAUUAGUAUGUAAAAAAUGCAUUCUUCAUUGUAAACUUUUAAAACAUUUUGUGUAUUUCUAGAUAUGACGUAAAUUUUAGUUUUCAUACAUUAUGAAAACAGAACUCCAUAUUCCUUAAUUGCUUUAGACUAAACACAUAUUGACUAUGUAAUUCUAAUUACCUUAUAACAGUAUUACUUUAGAUAGCUUGUUUGUACUGUGCAAUUUGAACAAGGAAUGCAAUGUUAUUUUUUACAAAACAAACUUAUUUUUAUAAUAACAAUGUAUUUGAUGUGGACCAAAUCUGUACCACUAUGUUAAACAGCCUUUCUUCAUAGUGCAAUUAUAGUUUGGAAACUAAACUUGGUCCUCAAUCCUUGCUUUUUAGAGUAAAAUGGCUAGACUAGUUGUCUCAGCCAGGUUUCCUUUCAAGGGAAACUCAAAACAAUUUUUAAAUUAUCUAGUUCAAAAUUCAUCAGACUAUUUAAAAUGAUUGAGUUUGGCAAUUUACUGUCAUUUUCUUUUUACCUAACAAGUGCAAUAAUUUCACAUAAUAAAACUCCUGGAUGGGUGGAAUAUGUGAUUACUGGUACCUGGUCCUUCUGGUGCUACAUUUAUUUCAGUCUGUUUCAAACCAAACCACCUUUCCCUAAAUCUUAACAAUAGAAAAUGGUGUUUUCCACGUGAGUACAUGCAGCUCAGCAAGAAACUAAUCCGAAAUGUCUUCUCCUGUCCUAGUCUUUUAGGGAGAAGAACCAGCAUUAGCAUUACUUUUGUGUUUGGUGUGAAUAUUCAGUCAAUAAACAUGAUUUGCCAUUAUAAACAGUUGUGAUCUUUUCAAAUAUUCUAAAUGUAACACUGUACUGCUGAUUUCAGCUCAUAUUCUUGAAAGCAGGAUACCAGUAAGUUAACCAUAUUCCUGUGCUCAGGCCAUGAAUGAAUCUUUCCUUCUAUAAAGUGGUAGGAAACAGGAGGCCCCAAGGCAAGAAAUUUAGCAAGAGUAAAGAAAGUCAGUUUGGUAAUUCAUUUGUUAUGUACUUUAAUUUCUAAAACCUCAUUUUUAUUUUGCUUUGCUGUUUGGUUCAGAUAUCAACCACUGAAGCCAUAAUUUUAAACCAAUGAAUUUAAAUAUUCAGUAUAAGUAUUUGAAGUUUACUAGAUACAUUUAAAUUAUUUGCUGAUACCAAAACAAGAAGUCACUUGGGGGUAGAGUCAACCUCUGCUUGUAAUUAAAUUUGCUGCUACUUCUGUAAUGUGUAUUUUUUUUACUUGGUAAAGGACAAUAAAACCAUUAUACAAGGUC
Molecule: messenger RNA, 6606 nt
Organism: Tupaia belangeri chinensis (Chinese tree shrew)
Lineage: Eukaryota; Metazoa; Chordata; Mammalia; Scandentia; Tupaiidae
Gene: RIC1
Product: RIC1 partner of RAB6A GEF complex
Exons: 27
Coding region: 1-4266 (1421 amino acids)
Biological process (GO): retrograde transport, endosome to Golgi; intracellular protein transport
Cellular component (GO): Ric1-Rgp1 guanyl-nucleotide exchange factor complex; cytosol; Golgi membrane
Molecular function (GO): protein binding
Source: RefSeq, a predicted model, not a curated record